This is a messenger RNA of Paramecium pentaurelia, 769 nucleotides long. The record is from the annotation of a GenBank genome assembly. NCBI's taxonomy places the organism in Eukaryota, Ciliophora, Oligohymenophorea, Peniculida, Parameciidae.
AUGCAAAGAAUUCUUAAAAGGGGACAGAAAUCUAUUUUAUAAUCCGAUUAAACGGACUAUUAUUAUGUGUUAACAAAGAAGAAUGGAGAAACACACAACUGUUACAUAGAUAAUGAUAACAUCUUUGAUACUGCAAAAGAUACAUUUAAAAAUUGUAUUAAAGUAUUAGGCCAUUAUUUUAAAUCACAUAACUAUGAACCCUUACUUAUUCAUAUCCUCAAAAAACUAGGCUAAGGUAAUACUCAAGAAAUACAAAGGUGAUAGGCUAAGCACAAAGCUAUUACUUAUAAUUGGUUAAUCCAUUCCUUUAUCAAAAAAGCUCUUCUUGGGAAUUGAUUUAAGAUUUAGAGAGGUCGGAUAUCUUCCUAAUAAACAAGAGAUAAUGAUGGGCACGAUUUAUGCCCCUAAAUAAAAUGCAUCCAAAUAUACCUUAAAAUCACUAACUUAAACACUUUAUACAACAUUUUAGAAUAAAGAUUCCAUUCUAACGAGAAGACUAACUCAAUAAUAGUAGAUAAAGCCUUAAACAGUACAGGAUAAUAAUCUUCAUAGAUUCCUCAAAUGUCUAUAACAUAAUCUGUUGAUGAAAAUUUUAUAAAAUACUAAAAAUACAAAAGUUUUAAAACAAAAUGAAAUAGCCCUAUUAAAAUUAUCACAUAUCAAAAUGCUAUUUAUUAAUCUUUAUAACAUUUGGAAACAAAUUCUACUUCUCAAAACAAGUACCCUUAGGAUCUCCUAACUUCCCUGCAUUAUUUAACAUUAACCUUGA